ACCAGCUGUGAUGUGUGUGGAGUUAAUCCUCUGCACCUGAUGUGAAUCACCAGCUAAUGAAAACCUGACACUGCAGGAUCCCCACAUGUCAGCAGAGAAAUGGACGUUCAACAGCAGAAUAGGCCUUAUCUGGAGCCCAUCCAGGAAGAGUCGGAGCAGGAGGAUGAAACUGGAGGAAGUGGAACAGAGGGAGAGGAGGAUUUUCAAAGUGAAGUGGGUGUGGAGAUGGAGGAGGAAGUGGCAGAAGAGGAAGAAGAAGAGGAGGAGGAAGAGGAUGAGGAUGAUGAUGAUGCCCCUCUGAGGGUUCUGAGACCCAGGCGAUUGUCUCGUUCCCUCAGCAACUCAGAGAGUUUCCUUCAGUCGCACUCGGCUGACAGUCACCAGAGAGACUUGGACAAUAGCUCAGUGUCAGAUGCAGUGGAUUUAAGUGAUGAGGCUGAAAGUUCUUGGCAGCAAAAGUUAGGAAAUGAGAAACAGGCCAUUGGUCGGGGGCUGAAAGGGAAGAAUCUUAAAACACCUGAAACAUCGGUGCAGAGAAAGAGGAAGAGGAAAAGCCACAAGAAGACGUCACAAUGUCUGUUUCCUCCGUGGGUGGUGGAGCUGAUGGUCAACAUCGAAGAGGCAAAAAAACACCGACUGGUGGUUGAGUAACGCUUGUCCGCUCAUGAGCUGAACGUGGGGACGUUGUGCACAUCAGGCUCUGACCUUGUUCAUACUGAAUGUAGAACAAACCCAACACACAAAUAAAACACACCAUGUGAAGGGUGAGCAUGGGCUGAGAGUAAAGUCAACCAAUGAAUAAACACAAGAAAAAAAAAGCUGAUUAAGAAAUAUUGGUUUCAUGAUAAAAGUUCAUGAAGUUCAUGUUCUCUUCAACACUUUGAUGUAUCUUGAAAUACAAUUCAUUAAACAAGUCAUUAUACUUUUGGCAUGAGUGACCUACAGAACAUGUUACUAAUAAAUGGUAGAUUCCUUUUUCUCGGCCCUGAGCUUCAGGCUGAACCCUUUUACCUUUCUCCCCAUUGGUGCGUUUUGAUUCAAGUGACCAAGUAAAACGCUGUUAGAGGCCAAAGCUCUCUCUCUCUCGCUCCACGGUCAAACACACAGCUGGUCGUAUAUUAACUUUUGUCAGAGCAAUACGUUUAUCUCUGCUGGGUGCAACUUGUCUUUUGGUUUGUUGGCAGUCAGAUAAUGUCUUUAUUCAAAUGAGAUUCUUUUUUUUUGACAAUCUAAAUAGAGGGAAAAUAUUAAAAAGUGUUCUGAGAGAAAUGUACUUGUGUUGUGUCUUUGUACACCUAAAUUCACCUCAGUCAAAUCGUAUAUUCU
Messenger RNA from Paralichthys olivaceus (Japanese flounder), 1326 nucleotides. Lineage: Eukaryota; Metazoa; Chordata; Actinopteri; Pleuronectiformes; Paralichthyidae. The record is from RefSeq and is a predicted model, not a curated record.